GUCCUGCUGGUGACAGUGACGUUACUCGUUAUUUUUGUAAAGUAGGGAACAGAUAUAUUUGUUACCGAGAUUCGAGUUCUGUUGUGGAAGACUUUAAUUUCGGGUUUCGUUUCUCGAAACCUUCGUCGUCAUGGCGGCGGGGAGAGGAACUUUGUUUUUGUUGCUCCGAAGCCUCUUGGUGGCUUUUCUAGUCACUUCCAGCCAAGCACUGGACCACAAGGAUGAAGAAUGGAGCGAGCUUCUGGAGACCUGGGGUUGCAGUUUCAAGGACGACCUCUGCAACAUGACGAGACUCUAUGGCCCUGAUGCCACCUGGAAACGGGAAAACGCCUUGCCCCAAGUGCCGGAAGUGAAUGAUCAUUAUUACAUCAUCAUGACUGGGCAAGGCAUAGCUGGGCUUGAGUCUCCUCCUCUAGCUGCAUCAGAGGCCGCUCCGACGAGGUGCCUUACUUUUUAUUACUACCUGAAUGGGCCCAACCCGGGAAGCCUUUCCGUUCUGUCAAGGGUUGGGUCUGCAGAGAAAGGUACGGCACUCUGGACACAAGGGAACCCUCAGGGCGAUGAGUGGAUAGCAGCACACACUGACAUAGACUUUGAAGACACUGUCUCCGUAAUCAUCGAAGGUGAAACUGGUCCACACACAGAUGGAACAAUGGCAGUGGAUGAAAUUCAGUUCCAUUAUGAACCUUGUGAUGCUCUUAAACCUACUGACACUCCAGGAGAAGAGACAAUGUGUGAUUUUGAGGACUCUCUAUGUGGUUUCAAGUUCGAGGCUGGGCAAGGGAAUUGGCUUUGGAUGUCUCCAAAGAUUGACAACAUGACUUUCCCCCAUCCUAGCAAAGAUCACACUUACAACACUGGUUAUGGUCAUUAUUUGAUUGUUCCAUUAUCUGAUGGGAAAGAUGGAGUCGUAGGUAAAGUGGUCACACCUGAGUUCUCAAUGGAAAGAGAGGAGCCUCAGUGUCUUUCAUUUUGGUAUAUGCAUAACGGCCAGACUACAAAGGACACUUUGACAGUUUAUGUGCGACAUGGUUUAGAGAUUUUCCCUUCAGCAGCUUGGAAAGAAAAUGGUAAUCAUGGCUACACUUGGAUGUGGGCCAAUAUCCCCAUACCAACAGGCAAGACCCACUUUGAAGUUGUAUGGGAAGCAAAGCAGCAGCAAUAUGACAAGAAAGGCUUCAUGGCUUUAGAUGAUAUCAAGCUAGUCAAGGGAAUGUGUCCUAAGAUAGGAACUUGUACCUUUCAAUGGGGAACUUGUGGGUGGCAGAACUUGUGGAACACUGAAAAUAACACCGAUGACACCAACUGGUUACAGGGAAAAGGUAACGAUGGUCUCGGAAUGGAUGCUCCUGACAGUGAUCAUACUGGAAGUAGUGAAGGAAAGUUUUUAUACAGUGAUGGGAUUGGUACAGCCAGUCUAGAGAGCCAGCUACUUGUUCCUGAACAGCACAAUGAAUUCUGCUUCGCUUUCUGGUUUUUAAUGGACGGGGACAUUGGAGGCCUGUCCAUAAGCUCUAGGGUAGAGAGUGGGCGAGAAACAGAGCUUUGGGAAGAAACUGCAUCAACCAAAGGGAAUUGGGUUCUGGGACAGAUUAAAGUAACUGCCAAGAGUUUUUUGUCUAAAGAUGUUACUUAUCAGCUUUACAUCAAGGGGACAAGGAAUUCAAAUAGCUCCAAGAUUGCAAUGGAUGACUUCAACUUCCAGACAGUUGAUAAUUGCACAAGACUGCCAGUUCCACAGCCACCAACACCCACAUCAAUCCCUGAUAUUUGGGGUUGCAACUUUAAGGAUGAUGUAUGUGGCAUGACUCAGGUUCCAGGUUAUGAAGGCGAAUGGAUACGCAACAACUCUUUAGAUCAGGUCUUAGGAGCUCAAGAUAAUUGGUACCUAACUCUCUCUGGCGAGGGAACUGCAGCUUUGCAAACUCAAACGUUUGAGGCGUCACCAGCAUCUGCUUUUUGCCUCACUUUUUAUUAUUUCUUCAGUGGUGCAAAUGCUGGUGAACUGUCGAUUAUAUCCAGGCAUGAAGGAGAUCUAGAAAGAAUAGUGUGGACUCAAGGACAUCCACAAGGUGAUGAGUGGAUAGCAGCUCAUGCUGACAUCGACUCUAGGUCAGCUGCUUCAUUGGUCAUUGAAGGAGUUGUUGGCGCCAACAAAAAUGGCAUUAUUGCUAUUGAUGAAAUCUUGAUACAUGGUGCAUCAUGCGAUGUACUUCAGCCUACUGACACUCCUAGUGAAGAAUUAAUGUGUGACUUUGAAGACUCAUUUUGUGGCUUUGAGAUAGAAUCUGUAGAAGGAAGUUGGAUCUGGAUGUACCCCAAUAAGGACAGCUAUAGCUUCCCUCAUCCAAAGAGAGAUCACACCUGCAACACUGGAUAUGGCCACUACAUGGCUGCUCCGCUGGUGAAUAGUGUUGAUGGUGUGGUGGGAAGGCUGAAAACCCCAGAAUACCAAUUGGAACGCGAAAAUCCUCAGUGCCUCACUUUUUGGUAUAUGCAUAAUGGUGAAACUACCAAGGACUCCCUGACUGUUUAUGUUAAACAUGGUUUAGAUUUGUUUCCACAAGCAGUAUGGAGAGAAAACACCAAUCAUGGCUAUUCUUGGAUGAUUGCUGACAUACCCAUCCCAACUGGCAAAUAUCACUUCCAAGUCAUUUGGGAAGCCAACCAGAAGAAGAAAGAUUCUGAUGGAGUUAUUGUUAUUGAUGAUGUCACUCUCCUCCUUCAAGAGUGCCCAAAGAUAGGUACCUGCAAUUUUGAAUAUGGCACUUGUGGAUGGCAGAAUCUUUUUACAACUGAAAAUGUUACUGACGAUAUAGAUUGGCUCCAAGGAAAGGGCAGUGACAGCCUUGAUACAGAAGCUCCAAGCUCUGACCAUGCUAACAGUACUGAAGCGAAAUUCCUGUAUGUUGAUGCAUCACAAGGCUCUUUUGGCACUGCAACAUUAGAGAGCCAGUUACUUGUCCCUGAACAGCAUAAUGAUUUCUGCUUUUCAUUUUGGUAUUAUAUACAGGGUAACAUUGGAGGGCUUAGUAUUAGCUCUGUCGUUGCCAGUGGCAAAGAAACCAUUCUUUGGGAGGAAAUAGCUCCAACCAACGGUAACUGGGCACAGGGACAGAUCCAUGUUCAAGCAAAGGCCUUUAUAUUUGAAUCAGUUGCUUACCAGCUUUAUAUUAAAGGGAUCAAAAACAACAACAGUUCAAAAAUAGCGUUAGAUGAUUUUGACUUUGAGAAAAAUAAAGAAUGUCCUAGAAUGCCUGUUCCUUCAACACCCACACCCCAAACAACACUUGUACCAACAACACCUGUGGGAGAGAUCUGGCACUGUUCCUUAGAUGAUGAAACAUGUGGGAUGGAAGUAUCUGAAAUGUGGGUGAAAGUUUUGGAUGAUCAUCCAACACCAGAAGGGAUUGGAUCGCAAUGCCUGUCAAUGAUGGGAAGCGAAGUUAAGGGCAAAGCCAAGAUUCCAGUCCUAGAGGGGCAAGGAAAAUAUUGUCUCACUUUUUGGUAUCUAUUACUUGGUGGGAACUGUGGAGAACUGACAGUGCUUGUAGCAACUGAGGAAUCUACUGAGCCAUUAUGGACAAGAGGUUAUUCAGAGGGUCCAGAUUGGCUCUUAGCUGCUGUUGACAUUCCUUUUAAAGGAAAAACUGAAAUUAUUUUCUCUGGAAUUCGUGGCAAGAAUCCAGAAGGUGAUGUGGCUAUUGAUGAAAUAACAGUUCUGUCAUCUGAUUGCAGCACCGUUCUUCCAACAGUAGAUCCUGGUGACAGUAUGUGUGACUUUGAGGAUUCAGGAAUAUGUGGUUACAGCACUGUACCUGGGAUUGGUAAUUGGCAGCGGCUGUAUCCUUAUGCAGACAAUUUUAGUGUCCCCCAUGCUUCUGUUGAUCACACAUAUAAUACAGGCUAUGGUCACUACAUGGAAGCUGCUCUCAUACCAUUGGAUCACGGCGGAACUGUAGGCAAACUGGUAACUCCUGAAGUACCAUAUAUAGAAGGUGUUGAUCAAUGUGUCAGAUUUUGGUACGUUCAUAAUGGCAUCUCCAACCAGGACAGUUUAUCAGUCUAUGUUAAUUCAUCUGGUUUUUAUGGGCCCCAUGUUUGGAGGGAAAAAGUGAGCUACAUUGACACAUGGCUUGAUGCAUCAGUCCCUAUUCCAAAAGGCAAAACCCAAGUCUUCCGUGUCAUGUGGGAAGCUUUACAGGCCGAAAGAGACAGUUAUGGUUUCAUUGCAGUAGAUGAUGUAUCAAUUGACUUGGUUCCUUGUCCGUCUAUUGGUACUUGUGACUUUGAAAUUUCAAUGUGUGGAUGGCAAAAUGUUGAGGGAGAGAACCGAACAGAUGACACUGAGUUUAUUCGAGGGUCAGGGGGAGGUAUUGACUUGGGAGCCCCGGAUGUGGACCACAAUGGCGAUCCAAAUGGAAUGGUUUUGUAUGUAGAUACAUCUUUUGGUGCAGCUGGGCAGGCUCUCCUUGAGAGUCAGGUAUUCAUUCCCGAGCAGCAUAGUAAUCUCUGCUUCCACUUCUGGUAUUAUAUUGAGGGCACGGAGGAAGAUUCUUUAAGAAUAGAAAUCCAAUCUCAGGAAUUCACUAUUCAUGAAAUUUGGAAACAAACUGGACGAGAUUCCAAAGAGUGGUAUGAAGGCCAGAUCCAUGUUGAUGCAAAAAAACUGCUUAUUGAUAUUCCAUACCAGAUUUUCAUAGGAGGUGCCAAAGGCUCAGAUUACAGCAGAAUUGCCAUAGAUGACUUUAACUUUACAAAGUUUGAAUCUCAUGACUGCCCCACCAUGCCCAGCCCAUCACCUGCAACAUCCACAGUGCCAUCUGUAUCUACCACAGCAUCAGUUGAGAGUAUUACCUGUGACUUCACUGCAGGCCAAUGUGGGUGGGAAAACAAGGAUACUAAAACUAUGAAAUGGAAAUAUGAUAGUAUAAAUUCCAAUAUGUAUUUAGACCCCAAUGACACGGCAGCUAUUCCAAAGGACUGUGAGGCUCUGUUUAUUAGUCCACCAUUCACUGUCAACACCAAAUCGUGUUUCACACUUACUUGGAAAAAAGUGAAUGAAGUUUUUGCUUCAUUAAAAGUCGUUUAUAUGAAUGAGGACGGAGUAGAGAUGGGCAUGUUGAUGAAUGAAGAAGCUGGCACCACCAGUCAGUACCAAACCACAGAUAUGGAGCUCGUGCAACAUGGAACUUUCCGGAUGGGAAUCUAUGGUAUUGUCGACUGUAAUUGGAAAGGAGUCAUGGCAUUUGAUAGUGUUGUGCUCAUGAAUAAACCUUGUUCUGAAGAUGUCACAGUAAAUCACAUUGUCUGUGACUUUGAAAACUCAGAUAAGUGUGGAUUCCACACAGCUCUUCCAGAAGACACUGCAUCUUGGGCUUGGGGAUCUCAUUUGCCAGAUCACACAACUGAAUCUGAAACAGGUCAUGAAAUCUUCUUUGUAAGUGAAAAUACAAAUGCAAAUGGAAAGAUUGCUCAUCUUACAACUCCACAACUGAAGAUGGACAUAGAUCACUUUUGUGUUAAAUUCUGGUACUUUGCUGAGUCACCAUUUGAUGCGACUUUGACGGUAUAUUCACAACAAGGAGAGGAGAGGAGUAAUCCAUUAUGGGUCAUGGGUAAAAACUACCUUGGACAUUGGAGAGGUGUGUCAGUAGAGAAUCAGCUUGAUACAGAGAGGAAUCUCACAGUUGUUUGGGAAGUUGUUGUGGAACAAGCAGCUGAAGGCUUCAUAUUACUUGAUGAUGUUGAAGUAAGAGAGGGAAGCUGUUCCUCAUCAGGUUCCUGUAAUUUUGAUGAAGAUAUAUGUUUGUGGAGCCAAAGUCUGGAUGAGUCUCUGAAUUGGGAAAUUGUCAAUAGCAUUGGAGACCUACAAGAUCAUUCAGCUACCAAUGGUAGUUUCAUGGCCAUCAGAACUGACACAUCACUCCAACCAGGGUCUUAUGCUGUUUUGGAGUCUCAGCCAUUAACAGUACAAGAAACAGCAUGUUUCACCUUCUGGUACAACCUAUGGGGACCAGGAAUUAAAUCAUUAAUUGUGGAACAGUAUUUGUCUGAUUCUGAUCAUUUCAUUAGCUGGCGCCUUGAAGGUUCUGUAUCAGAAUCCUCUUCAAAUUGGUCAUAUGCUAGUCUCCCAAUACAGCCUUCAGACUUCCAGGUUCUGAUCCAGUUGAAAGGAGAAGUUGGUGAGUUUUCCGGGGAAGGAAACGGUCAGAUUGCUGUUGAUGAAAUUCUCUUAAAACUUUCUGAGGGAUGUAGUUUUGAACCCCCGGAUGCCGAAGUGCCUCGACCCGAACCACCCACAGAAUUACCAUUCCCUACGCCAUAUCCAGGUUUUAUUCACUUCUGCAAUUAUGAAGCCAAAACAGAUGUUUUUUGUGGCUGGACCAACAAAAACAACAUGUGGGAUGUUGUCAAGGGAAGCCUUGACAUUGGAGGUAUAGGCCCUGUAGGCGACCACACAUAUGGUUCUGGCCGUUACAUCACUGCAAGCCGCAACCCUGGUGAGAGUGGCAGUGGUAUAAGAUUGUCUGAGCUUCAGAGUCCAAAAGUCACUGUACAAGCAGAGUCUUGCUUUGUCUUCUGGUACUUCACUUGGGGUGUCGACGUCAAUCUGACUCUUUCGGUAAAUGAAAAUGAGGUAUGGAGAACAUCAAGCUCAGGAAAUGCUUGGGCAGCUGCGAAGAUUACAAUCGCAGCAGACCCUCAGGAAAUUGAAGCCCUUUUCACAUCUAGCCUUGGGGACACGCAGCAGCAUUAUUUCACCGCCCUGGAUGACCUUUAUUUUUAUGAGACAAACUGUGAUAAUGUCAAGAUAAGUGGUUUAUCAUCAUUCCAAUGCAAUUUGGAAGACAGCGACCUUUGUGGCUGGAUGCAGCUUCCUGAUGAAGAUGAUACUGACUGGCAGUUAGUAGAUGGUACCAAUGGAGAAUUUAAUGCAGAUCACUCCUACCAGACAAAAUCAGGUCAUUAUCUGCAAUUAUCAUCAAAUCAGGAAGGUGUGCAAGCAGGUCAGAAAGCUGCCAUUGAGUUUCAGCAUCAUCCUGACAUGGAGAAGAAGGAUUACUGUUUUCAGAUUUAUGUGCGAUACAGUGGCAGCCACAAUGGUGAUAUCAAUGUUAUGACAAUAUUUGCUGGAGAAGUGAACGAGUUCUUCACUAUCCCCGGUAAAGAUGGACCAAGUGAAUGGGAACUUGUACAGCGAACAUAUUCUCACAUUACUCCAGGCACAUUUUCAUUCCUAAUUGAAGGUUUUGUUGGAAACGCCACUGAAGGUUCAGGAAACUCUGUUAUUGGCAUUGAUGACUAUUCUUUAGCUUCUACCGGUUGCCCACAGGCUGGCACAUGCAGUUUCGAAGAAGCCCACAUGUGUACUUGGGACGUAGAAAAGACAAAGCAUGUCGCAUGGGUGCUUUCCGAUGGGCUAGAGAUUCAUGAUAUUGGACCAGAUAGGGAUCACACUACUAAUACAACAGAAGGAGGCUUUGCUGUCAUGGAUGUCUCAGGUGCCGAAAAAGGGAAUGUGGCCUCAUUGAUAAGUGAAACAAUUGAUGAUGACGUUUAUGGCUUCUGCUUUACAUUCUUUUUCUUCAUGAACAUUGAUGAGGAAGCAAGUCUCACCAUAUCUGUUCGGUACAAUGGGACAGAGGCUGUCCUUUGGAGACUUCCCGGUAGCAGUACAAAAGAGUGGACAUAUGGACAAGUUGGAAUUCCCUCUGGUCUGGACAAAGAUGGCAUUAGGGUUGUCAUUAAUGGCAUUAUAGGGUCAAAAGCAGAUAAUGUUUGGAUUGCUGUAGAUGAUCUUUUCACUGCAGUAGGAGGAGGAUGCAGUCUCCAACCUUCUGAUGCUACACCAUCGCCUUUUCCCCAAACAACACCGACACCAGGAGAACUAAUCUUCAAUUGUGGCUUUGAAGAGGAUAUUUGUGGUAUGAUCCAAAGUGCUGAAGAUGACUUUGACUGGGAACAUCAGAAUGAAGAAGAACCAGAAGAACUUCCACCAGGAGCCUACAUCCUAACUGAUGCCCUUUAUAGAGAGCCGGGCAUGAAUGCUACAAUAUCCACACCAGAACUUAAUUACAAUGGGCUCCAGUGCCUCUCUUUCAGAUAUAUGGUGAUUGGGAGUCAACCUGGAGUGCUAGCUGUUCAUAUGACAGGGGAGAAGGUGCAGAAUUCUGAAAUUUGGGAACGAUUUGACACCACUAUUCAUGAGUGGCUCACUGCUCAUGUGGAGAUCUAUUCAGAUGCUACAUAUUCUUUGGAAUGGUGGACAACUGUAGAAAAUCAUGACUCCAUUAUACUGGUUGAUGAGAUCUCGGUUAUAAGUGGAAAAUGCCCAAGCGCUGCCAAUAGCUGUGACUUUGAGUUUUAUGGAAAAACAUCUGCAGACCCUGUGUGUGGCGGCUAUGUGUCAGACUCAUCUGUGUCAGAGUACCAAUUUUACCGGGUGUCAGCUGCAGAAACUGUCAAUAAUUAUGCCCCCAGUGACCACUCCUAUCGAACAAGUUUUGGUCAUUUCGUAGUGGCAGAUUUUAGCACGGCAUCUGGUUCAGCAGAACCUCUUCGCUUCUGGGGUCCAACUGUCAGCAAUGGACUAAACUGUCUUACCUUUUGGUAUCAGUUUGUGACUGAUGAUUCUACACUCUUUAGGGUGUAUGUUAAUGGAACUGAGGAUUUCAUAUUCUUUGCUGAAGUUGGCACCUUGAAUGUUUGGAACUUUGGAGCUGGAGCUAUUGCUGAGACAGCAGAGGGCCGCAUUAUUUUUGAAACCUUCAGUGGAGAGUCCCAGAGUGGUUAUAUUGCUGUAGAUGAUAUUGUACUCAAGGAAUCCUUCACAUGUCCACUUCACGGUUACUGUGAGUUUGAGGAGGACACUUGUGGUUGGACACAUAGCAGUGAACUCAGAUGGGUAUUUGGAAAUGAACCGUUUGGGGAGGGUCCACUCACGCAAACAUAUCUUAUGUUCGUGUCACCCCAAGAAAAUCUUGUUGGAAAAAAGGCAGUUUUGUCAUCCCCAGUAUUAUUACCUACAGUGAACUGUGUCAGAUUUUGGUACCUGAAAAAGAAUGGUGCUCCAGGAAACCUCAUCAUGAAGGUUACUCCUGGACCAAAGUACCCUGGUGACCACUUUGAACUCAAAUUGUGGGAGAGUCCAGAGUUGUUUGAUGUUUGGUAUCAUGCGCAGUUCCCAAUUCCACCAGUAGAAGUGGACAGUUUACAGGUGCACUUUGAGGCAACUCGCACUGAUGGUUCAUGGGACCCAGGACACAAUGAUGGAAUGAUUCUAGUAGAUGAUGUUGAAGUUACAGAAGAAACAGAAGAAUGUACUCUUGAGCCACCUGUAUCAAGUACACCUAAGCCAGCCACCACUACACUACCACCAUCUCCUGCAUCAAUCAGCAACUGUGAUUUCUCAGAACAAACCUUCUGCAAAUGGAUAACUGGUGGAGAGUCUCUACAGUGGACACUCAAACAGUACCCUAAAGAAGCUCACUUUGUAGGACCAAUUGGUGAUCAUACAUCUGGUGAUGGCUAUUACAUGAGUUUAACACCAGUACAAAAGGCUGUAGAUGGAACUGCCAUUCUGAUAAGUCCUGAAAUGCUUCCAACUGAGAAUACCUGUAUGCGGUGGUGGUACCACAUGGAUGGAUCUGGUGUGAAAGACUUGAGCAUUAAGCAAAAGGCUGGAGAUGUGGAGACGACCAUUUGGACUCGGCAUGGCUUCCAGACAUUGAAUUGGAUGGAAGCAUUCAUUGGCCUUAGUUCAUCUACAAACUACGUGCUUGAAAUAGUAGGAACCCAAGGAAAUAAUCCACUGUCAAACAUUGCUGUAGAUGAUAUCACUUUCACUGACUCAUUUUGCCCAGAAAACAUUGGAACUUUGGGAACAAACACAAGUUUUUGCACCUUUGAACAAAGUUCCACUUGUGGGCUUUAUGACUCAGAUGGUAGCUGGAAUUUGUCAAAAGGAUAUAAUGGUGUUUCAGAUCACACAACUCUUUCUGAAGAAGGUCACAUGUUUGCCUUGAAGGGGAAGAAAUCUCCCCUCACUCGAAAACUUACAUUAACGAAGGUCAAUUUCAAAGAAGAUAUGUGCCUUACGUUCUAUUAUCAGAUAAAAGCAGAGUCAGCAGCCUUACUAUCAGUUUGGGCAGAAACAAGUGAUGGUGUACCUCUCAGUGAUACAUCUGUUUAUUCGGCCUUAGGGGAACCAAAGUGGAAAGGAGCACAAAUUAGUCUGUUUAAAUUUUUUGAGAAAGAUUUUAGUGUUGUCUUUAAAGGUCAAAUAAGUUCUGAUCCAGAUGCUGUAAUUGCUAUAGAUGACUUGAAACUAACUUCUGGAAUCUGCCCUGAAACAUUCUUAAACUGUGAAUUUGAAGAUGGCACAAUGUGUCUUUGGAUGUCAGACAAUAAGGAAAUUGACUGGUAUGUUUCUGAUGAAGAUCCAGGUCACAUUCUCAAUGGACCAUUGUCGGAUGUGAAAUAUUUAAUCUUUGAAACUGGGCCCCAUCAUCCAAGCAAUUCUCUUGCCAGCAUUACAAGUCCUACUUUUGUACGAAAGAGCGUUGCAUCACUGUUUUGUCUCAAGUUCAGCUUUGCGUCUUCAAGUGAGCACUCUGGAAUUCUUUCUGUGCUCUACGUUGAUAAAGGUCCUGAGAAUAGCGAGGGAGAGGUAAUUUGGCAGCUUCCUAUGACAGCAGAAUUUACCACAUCUAUCUGGAUUGAAGCCUCAGUUCCAAUAGAGAGAUCAUCUCAAAAAGAAUUUGAGUUGAGGCUUCAAGCAAGUUUAUGGGAUGGACGCGAAGGAUAUAUUGCUGUGCGGCACCUGGCACUUUUCGAAGAGGCUUGUGCUGUUGAACCACCAUCAGCAAGCCCAGCUCCUGCUCCAACUGGGCAACCUACUACAGAUACUCCUGUGCUCACAACUCCUCCCUAUGAACAUACAGAAAUUAAAUGUGACUUUGAGAAUGCAACGAGACCCAUCUGUGACUUUGAGCAAGAGGUUGGGGAAAAUGAUGGGAUAUGGAUGAGAUAUAAUGCAUCAAAUCCUCCAUCACCCCAUCAUCCAAUAGUAGAUCAUACUUUACAUUCAGAUUCUGGACACUACAUUGCUGCUACCUUUCCAGAGCCUUACGGUGGAAUAGUUUCAGGUUAUGAGAGUGAUAUCUUUGCCAGAGUUAAAACUCCACCACUGGAGCCUUUUAAUGAUUACUGCCUCUCUUUCUUUUACCACCACGUUGGAGACAAUCCCCCAGUCAUGCGUUCUUAUGCAGAGGAACUUGAUGGACCACAAAAAUUAAAAUUAUGGGAAAAAGCCAACCCUGAGGAAGAUGGUUGGCUGUAUGCCAAAAUAGAUAUCCCUGGAGAUACCAUGAAGAACAAAUUUAUCCUUACUGUAGAUGCGGUUCAGGUGGAUGGACAGGAUGGUGAUGCUACCCUGGAUGAUCUCAAGGUCAUAUAUACCCAGUGUCCAAGAGGAGAUGAUAAUUACUGCACAUUCAAUACUGGACUCUGUGGAUAUUCUCAGGAAGAAGUUGAUGAUGACUUGGAGUGGGAAUGGCAUGAUGCCAGUGGUGGUGAUGACCCUUAUCUUCCCGUUGAAACUGUAGAGCAUUACUAUUAUAUAUACCUCAACACUAGAGCACAAGCAUAUUCAAAGGGAAUUAUAUAUACAUCUCUGUAUGAUGUCAAAGGUCCCCAGUGCCUUCAAUUACAAGUUCAUGCUCACUCAGAAGGUGGUACUCCAAACAUCAUUCGGAUUUAUUACGUAGGGAAUAGUACAAUCCAUGAUGGUGUAUUACUCCUAGACAGUGAUCAAGAUAAGGGAUCUGAUUGGGCAACUCUUCAGGUACCAAUAGAGCCCCAUUCCAGUCCGUACCGUCUAGCCAUUGAAGGCAUCUUGGGUGAUAACACUGAAGCUAUCUAUUCAACCUUAGCAGUUGAUGAUGUUCGCCUUACCCCAGGGUCAUGUAUUUCACCAGGAGCUUGUACUUUUGAUAUUUCAAAAUGUUCAUGGUAUUCUAAUGAACAUAUGGGCACUGUUCAGUGGCAGUUGACUGGACGAGAUGAUGUAUCUCUUACAACGAGGCCAUAUGCUGAUUCAACAUUAAAAGACAAUAAUGGUGGUUUUAUGUUAAUUGAAGCUGAUGACACACUGCAAGGUGACCGAGCUUGGCUUAUGAGUGAGCACUUUGAGGGCAUACUCAAUACGGAACGAUGUCUUACGUUCUGGUACCACAUGUAUGGCAUGGAAGGUGCAACUUUGUCUGUUCUAAUGAUGGAUGUUGAUAAGGAACCAGUCACAGUCAUCUGGAAAAUUGUAGAUAUAUUCAGUUGGAACGCAGGUUGGCAAUUGGCCUCUGCCCCAUUUUCAUCAUUUUCCACUCACCAGUUGAUAUUUGAAUCUAUUUUGGGUGAUGGAUUCAUGGGAGAUGUAGCCAUCGAUGACAUUGUAGUAGCAGCUGGUGGUUGUGCUAUACAUCCUCCAUUUGCUAGUGAAGGAGCUAAUUACACAAUGCCAGUAUUACCAACGAUUGCUCCCACAACCUCACAGCCAUCCCGCUAUGACUGUGAAUUUGACAAAGACUUGUGCGUGUGGACGAGCUCACCUGGAGGGAGACUUCAGAGUGAUAUGACCUGGCUUGUUCAUCCUUCAGAAGACGGCUAUGCUUACGUUGAUCUGACAGCUGAAGGCCUUCAUGAUGGUUCUAGAGGUAUUUUGAAUUCUACUGAGGUGUCUGCUACUGAUGGUGCCUGUCUUGAAUUUCAUUAUGAUAUAAAAGAGCCUCAUGAACUUAAUGUUUUCAUUGAGUAUGGGCAGCAGUUAGAUAACAUAUGGCAUCGUACUGGACCAUCUGGACCUGGAUGGGAGGUUGGCAGAAUCACAGUGUACUCAGAUGACCUGUUUUAUAUUCUGAUAAUGGGAACAAGAUCUGAUACAGCAGAAGGUUAUAUUGCUUUGGAUAGGAUAACUCUCAGUGAUAAACCUUGCACUGACACAGAGAGGACAUGCACAUUUGAAACUGAUGCGUGUGGAUGGCUAAACGAAGGUUCACCAAAACCAGAUGAUCCAAAAUGGAGCUUGGAAAAGGCUGACUUUACCCAAGGAGAUCACACAACAGAGUCCGCAGAAGGCCACAUUUACUUAGCAAGAAAUGCAUGGAAGAGUUCCACCAACAACACUGCCCUGGCAAAAUCAAAUAUCUAUCUAGCCAUUGGAACUACUUGUGUCAGUUUUUACUACAAGGCAGGCCAUAACCCCAAUGCCCUUUUGAAACUGUACUACUAUGAAAUGUAUACACCAGCUACAGAGGACUGGAUAGAGGUCUGGUCAGAGAGAGUAACUGAAGCAGAUGAAUGGCUAGAGGGUCGAUUUACAGUGAAAAACUCAUUCUUCAAACUGAGGCUUGAGACCAUCUUCAGUGCUCCAGAAAACAGUUCCGGGGUAGCCAUUGAUGACAUUGUCAUGAGGGAUGGAAUGUGCGGAGCCUUAGCUGAAUGCAAUUUUGAUGAUGGCCAUAUGUGUGGGUGGACAAACCAGCAAGGCAUUGAUGCUACCUGGGCUUUGAUGGCAGGACAUGAUCAUACCUAUCAUGGGCAGCAUGAUUCAGGAUAUCUAGUGCUUGAGGCUAAAGACGAAUCAGCAGGCGAUGUUGCUUUGCUUUUGAGCCCCGUUAUGAAUCCAGCAGACGCAGUUGCAGAUUGUUUCCAGUUCUGGUUUACAAUUGAUGAAAUUGAUCUUGGUACCAUCAAUGUCUACAUUGUUCCCCUUGGAGAAGACCAUAUAAAACUAUGGGAACUAAGUGCUAUUCCUGCUGGGGAAUGGAGUAUGGGUCGUGUUCCCCUUGGUGGCAUGACAGAUAGGCAUUUCCACAUUGUAGUUGAGGGCAUCACGUUCAUCUCUCAGAAGCAGGAUUUAAAAAUGGAUGAUUUUGUGAUAUUUAAGGGCCCUUGUACCUUAUGGCCUUCUGUUGCUGUCCCUGCAAAUGACACAGGCAUUUCAACUACUGUCUCUCCCAUCAGUACUACAACUCCUGAACCUCUUGGUGAAUAUGACUGUGAUUUUGAAGAUUUCUAUAUGCCAUACUGUACCUGGAGAAAUGCGGAUGAGAAUGGCACCUCAGCAUGGAUUUGGCAGCAAGGACCUCCAGAUACUGUAUCUCCUGGUCCAGCUGUUGAUCACACAUUAGGAGACAAGAGUGGACAUUACCUUUUUGUGGAAGCACAGUGGGAUGGCGAACCAUCCAUGACAGUCCCCUUAACUCAAGGCCCUGUAGAAGAUGCCCAGUGCUUCAGAUUUUGGUACUACAUGUUUGGUGAAAAACCCCCGCAACUCCAAGCAACAAUGGAAGCUCAAGGAGAAGUUUUGACUCCAACCUUCAUGAAGAUGGGCUCACAGGGUGAUGCUUGGCAUCAGGCUGUAAUAAAUCUGAAAUUGGAAAGUAAACAGUAUAAUGUUAUGAUCAUUGCCAAAUGGAAUGAAAGUAGUCAGGGCUUAGUAGCAGUCGAUGACCUUCGUUUACACCAAGGUGUCUGCGCUCAUGAUCCAAAAGAUCCUGGGGCACUCCAUGAUUUUGAAGAGAGUGGUUCUAACUUUGAUGUAGAGGGAACUGUACAGUGGGAUACGACAAGUACAUCUGAGCAACCUGAUCACACUUUUGGAACCACAAAAGGUCAUAUGGCAAGGGUAUCACUAAGCGAGUACAAGAAAAAUGAUAAAGGCCAAAUAACAUCACCUGUGUAUGAGUCUCAAGGAAAAACUUACCAAUGCAUCCACUUUUAUUAUUACUUUAGUGGUUUAUCGGAUGUUGCUGAAUUAACAGCCUUCGCAGCCGAAUCUGAAAAUGCUAAUGGUGAUCUUCGUACGGGACCUAAAGUACCUUUAUUUAUACAAAGAGAAGCACAAGGUGACAACUGGAUUCAUGUUGAGUCAUACAAUCCUUUCUCUUUUGACUACCAGAUUAUCUUUGAAGCAGUCUUACUUGGUGACAAUGCUGAUGUUGUCCUUGGCAUAGAUGAUGUAUAUAGCACUACAAGUUCCUGCUUUUCAUUUGGUAAUUGUAACUUUGAGCAUGACAUGUGUAGCUGGAGAAACGACGAGACUGAUGAGGCUGAAUGGCUCCUACAGAGCCCAAGUGAUGGAGGGAUGGUCGAGGGACCCCCGUUUGAUCAUUCAUUUAGUACAGCAAAAGGUCACUAUAUCAUCAUAUCAGGACCACAAAUGCCAGAAGGAGGAGGUCUUGCUCACUUGAUUUCUCAGAGAUAUCCUCCCACUGAAGCACACGGAGGCUGUAUCAGUUUUUGGUACAAUGCUGCAUUUAUUGAGGGCUUUCUUAGAGUAUCUUUGGACUCUGGCUCUAACUGGUACACAGCUUGGGAGCUUGAAGUGGGAUUUGAUACAUUUUGGCACCCAGCACAAGUCAAUGUUCUUCUUCAAAGUACCUCUUUCAAGGUUGUCAUAACAGGGUUCUUGAAAUCAGACCCCAAUACCUGGAUUGCUAUAGAUGAUCUCAGUUUCGAACACAGUGUGCCAUGUGUUGGAGGCCUUAAACCAGAGGCAGCAGAUGCAGUGGAGGGAACUCUUCUGAAUAUUGGCUGUAAGUUCAACAACAAAUGCACCUACACAGUACUAGGUGAAAUGACAAUAGGAACGACAGAUAACGUACAUGAUUAUCGAGGCCAUGGAAACUAUCUCUAUGCAACAGCUUUUCACAACAGAGAGACUGAAGUUUACAGUUUGACCUCACGCCGCCUUACUCCAAACUUUGAUGUAGAGUCUUCACCCGUAAACAAGUACUGUAUUGCAUUCUGGUACUAUAUAUUUGGCACAUCAAGCCCUUGGCUGCAGGUUGGCAGAACUAAUGUGGUAAAUGAAUAUGGAAAUGUCACCAAAGGGUCUUAUUACUUUUGGGAAAGAUUUGUUGGUGUAGAAGAUGUUUGGAAGUACGCCCGAGUAAACUUAGACACAACAACUAUUGGUGACUGGAAGCUUCAUAUAGAUUACAGUUUGAUUGUGGAUUCUGCUGGAACUCUGGCAGUAGAUGACCUUGUUGCUACAAGAGGUAGUUGUGAAAUUCUGUUAGACAAGUGUGACUUUGAAGUUAAUCAAUGUGGCUGGGUCAACGUGCAGAACGACACUUAUCAGCUUCAGUGGCUGAUGGUUAGAGCAGAUUCCACCAUUCUUCCAGAGCCCAUUUCAGGCGACCACACUACUAUGUCUUCAUCAGGACAUUUCAUGUUUGCCAAGAGAAAGGAGAUAACUCAGAAUGAAGAUCCCUUAGUGGGGAUGUUCCAUAGCAGACAGAUUCCAAAAGGUGGAGGGGACCAGUGCUUCACAUUUUGGUUUAGAAUGCAUGGUAACGAAAAUGUACUUGACCUUGUGGCGAUGAAUAAGAGUGACACCCAGACGAUCUGGAGCUGUCCAAGAAUACCAAGCUAUGGGUGGACAUAUAGUGAAGUGGAUAUCAACACUGACAACUCAGCCAUUUCUCUUGGCUUCAUUGCGAAAUAUGCUCCAACAUCAAAAUUAGGCAUUUAUCUGGAUGACUUUGAAUUGAAGCCUAGCAAAUGCCCUCCAACCACAGCAUCUUGUGAUUUUGACAGCAACUUAUGUGGCUGGACCAACAAUGAGUUAGUUGAGGAUAUAUGGCUGGUUGGCAGAGGUUAUACUCAAGAUCCUAGUAUUGUGUCAGGUCCUCUCUUAGAUCACACUUCUGAGACUGGGAUGUAUGCUUAUGUAGACUUCACAAGAAACAGUAAUGCGAGCAGGGAAGUCAGGCUAUCAAGUGCAAUAUUUCCGAAACAAGACAAAGGCUGUUUCUCCUUUUGGUAUAUGAAGUAUGGAGAGAAUGGUUUGUCUGGUACCUUCACUGUGACCCUGGUGCAGCUAAAUGAUGAUGGUGAAGUUAAUACUGAAAAGCUGAUUGAUAUGAACAAUGAUGUACAUACAAGAGACUGGACCCACACUUAUGUUGAGUUUUCAUCAGCAGAAUAUGACUUCCAGCUUUAUUUGGAUACUCGUAAAUUUACUCCUGAUCAGUUCAUAGCUCUUGAUGACACUUUGCUGCUCUUCUCACCUUGUUCAGAACUCCCAACUACUCCAACUCCAAGACCUUUAUUCUCAAUGUGUGAUUUUGAAUCGGAUGACAUUUGUGGAUUCCUUCAAGAUGAAGGAGAUGAUAUUGAUUGGAUUCAUGGUUCUGCAAAAGACAGCAGUCAGCUCCCAAAUGAUCACACCUUUGGCACAUCUGAUGGAAAAUAUAUGUAUGUGAGGUCAUCUGGCACUGGAAUUGGAGCAGUUGGUACCAUAUUCUCUCCUAUGAUAUAUGAUGCAUCUGAUGCAUGUGUGGCAGUAUCUUAUUUUACAACAGCUAAGUCAGAUGCUAUUCAAGUAUUGCUGUUGGAAGAAGGAAGCGACAAGCCUGUUUCCCUUACUGUCCUUAAUUCCCCAAUUGGGUCAUGGGUUAACGUCAGAAUACCUGUAGCUGCAGAAGGAGGAUGGCAACUGGUAUUUAAGGUGACGAUACAGAGAGAUAGUGGAUUCAUUGGACUUGAUGAUGUGAUUCUGGCAAAUGAACCUUGUCAACCUCCUGUAUCCUGUGACUUUGAGGAGCAUACUUGCUUAUGGCAAGCAGAAGAGAGGGAUACUUGGAAAAUUGGUAAAGUGGGAGAUGAUGAAUCUCAGAUGGAAGGAAAAAAAUAUGCCCCGGCACAUGACCACACCACUGGGACUGCAUAUGGAAGCUACCUGUACUUCUAUGACAAGAAAGACCUAAGCCCUGAAGACUUAAGCUUCUCAAUGAUAUCUGAAGGUUUUACCAUAUUCAGAGACUCAUGUUUAUCUAUGUGGGUUCAUAUGUUUGGUGAAAAUGUUGGCUCACUGAAGCUAAGUUUGAUGACUGAUUUUGGAGGAUUUACACUUGCAAGUGUAGAUCAUUCAACUGGAUACCGCUGGCAAAAUAUUAAUGUUCAGUUAGAUGUUUCUCCAAGGAAGUGGCUGACUUUAACUGCGAAGGGAGUUUCAAACUACUUGAAUGUGUUAGCUGUGGAUGACAUAAUGUUGUAUGAGGGAAAAUGUAUUACGAAUUCAACACUUUUCUACUGCCGUGAUGGUCAGAGCAUUCCUUCCAAUCAGGUGUGUGAUUACAUUGCACAAUGUGGAGACCUAAGUGAUGAGAGAUUGUGUGCUUCUUGCACUUUCUCUGAAGAUAUGUGUGGUUGGCAAGACUCUGAUACCUUGGAGGACCCAGCAAUGCUAUGGUGGUUACGAAUCAAUGAUGAUGCUCUUUUACCUGAGAAUCCUCACAAGUUGCACGUGGAGGUGUUUGAGAAAGACGGCAGAUCUUUAAAUAGCCCAAGAAUUGUUACUCGCUUGCUUCAGCCCACUCAUCAAACAUGUGCACUUCAUAUGGAUUAUAAACUAUAUGCUCCAGAGGGUUCAGGUCCUGAAAUAAACAUCUACCUUGACCAUGGUUCCUCAGACUUGACCAAGAUUUUCCACGUGCAGAACUCCCAAGAAGACUGGCAGCAACUUCAGCUACCUAUUGGUAGAAUCACAUCCCUUUAUCAGAUUGUUAUUGAAGCUACAGAAGAUCCUAGCAAAGAAGUUGUUGGUGCUGUUGAUGAAGUCAACAUGAUAGAUUGCCAGCCGCCUGCCCCUUGUGAAGAUCUUCCCUCAGAUUAUGUGUGGUGUGACAACAAAGUAUGUGUUCCUACAGGGGUUGUUUGUGACUUUACAGAUGACUGUGGUGACUAUUCAGAUGAGAAAGACUGUGAUGAAUAUCAUUUAAGAUGUGACUUUGAAAGUGAUUAUUGUGGUUGGGAAACUACCUUCAAUAAAACCAAAUCGAGGGAUAGUAUCAGGCCUCCUUAUCGGGACCAUUCUGUCAACACUGGAGAUGGACACCACCUGAUUUUUGCUUCAUCUGCUCAAGCGAAGAGUGUGUUCACCAGCCCCAUUAUUGGUGCCUCAGACAAUUGCAUGCUGGUAUUAGAAGCAGAUAUAGAAGAAAGUGGCUAUGUAGGUCUUGAUGAUAUUUCACUGACUCCUGAGUGUAACAUAAGAGAUCCAACUCAAUUCCCACCUACAGUUACACCUAAACCAAGCCCUUGCCCUCCUGGCCAGUUCUACUGUAGCCUUAAGGGCAACUGUAUUGAUGACCAAUUGGUAUGUGAUUUUAGUAAAGAUUGUGAAGAUGGAGAAGAUGAAAGACUUUGUGGGUCUUCAACCUUUGAAGAAGACAAGGGUGGAUGGCAGGACAUGAGUGAUGGCGAAUAUAAAUGGUCAAGAAUUAAUGCCAGUACAGCACAUGGUCCUGAUGAUGUUGCCCCUGCACAUGACCACACUAAUGAUGGGAAAAUACCAGGCUUCUACAUGUGGGCUUCAGCUAAGUUAGCAGAUUAUCCUGAGGGAGUUGCAACAAUGAUUUCCCCAGAAGUGGGCCCUCCUGGGUUGCAGUGUUCUCUUCAGUUUUGGUAUUACUGUAAAGACUCUCGUCCCUUGUUUAGUACUUCAUUGUACACAGCUAACAACACCCAUGAGGAGAUCUAUCAAGGGCUUUUGCAGUGUUCUUAUAACCAAGAAUGGAGAUAUGCCAAUGUGUAUAUUGGUGAUCAAGAUACAACAGUCAUUGCUGAGCUUCAGAGUCUGUUGUUCUCGGACACACAUGUUGAGAAGCAGUAUGACAUUGCAGUGGAUGAUGUGCUUUUUAACCGAUGCUCCAAAAAAGAACCCAAUGCUGAUGAGGAUAUUCAGUGUACUUUUGAUGAGCCUUGUAGUCUCUAUGAAAAUCAUCAUGAUGAUCGAGACUGGAAGAAUGUUGGUGACUUAUACAACAACUUUUUGAUGGUAGCUGGUUCUCAAGAACCAGCAACAGCAGUCCUGCAAACAUGGUGGAGAUCCCCUUCUAUUGGCUUCUGUGUAUCUUUCCGGUAUUUCAUUGAGGAGAAAGCCAAUCUGACAGUAACUCUAAAAUGCAGAGACUCAGGUGAGGAAGAGACCCUCUGGACAGCAGAUGACCGCAUGGAAUUUCUAGACUGGCGUACCCAGUACCUUAAUGCCUUUGCAACCUGUGACCACCAGGUAUGGGUGACAGCUUACAAUAUAACAUCACCUCAGAGGAUUAAAUUGGAUGAUUUUAGCCUGAAUCAAGGUCAAUGCCCAGCACCCCUAGUGUGCACUUUUGAUGAAGUGAGUGCAGAAUGUGAAUGGAAGGAUACUCAGGUUUCAGGAUCUUCUUUAGACUGGGUCAUAGCUGCUGCUAAAGAUGGAGUGCCAAACACCCCCUCAGUGGAUCAUUCUUGGGGCACAGACAGUGGACACUAUGUAUACCUUCCUGUCAGAGAUGACACUGUAGGUCAGUUUGGCGUGUAUUCAAGCCCUCUCAUCACAACGACAGCUUCAGAUGGUGAUUGCUUCAACUUUUGGUUUUACCUAUUUAGUAACGAUCCCAAGCUUCCUGUUGGGGAACUGAACGUCAGGCUUGGAAAAGUUGAUCCUGAGGAGAUGGGUGAUGUUAUUUGGCAUCAUUCAUAUAAUGGUAGAAACAUGUGGCAAUAUGGCGAGACCACCAUCUCAAACGACCAGAAUUUUACAGUGCUUUUACAAGGAAUUCGUGGGAAUGGCACAUCAGGAAUCAUUGCUUUUGAUGAUCUGAGUGUGAGACGCGGUGCAUGCACUCCACCUGGCACCUGUGACUUUGAAGGUGGCCUUUGUGGUUACACAAAUGUUCCAGAUGCAAAGAAAAACAGUUGGGAAUGGCUAAAGGCAGAGGAGUCUAGUGAUGGGGUGUUUACUGAUCAUACAACAGGCACAGGGACAGGGCACUACGUUUCAUUUGACCUGGCAAAUUGUGCUUAUGGCACUGAAUGCUCUGCAGAUCUUAUCAGUUUUGAUUUUGCACCAGCCAGUGAGAAUUACUGCUUUACAAUGUAUAUGAAUGCUAAACAGAGUAAACUUGAUGAGAACUGGUUGACACUGGCAACUGUUGAUAUUGAAAGGAACAUCACGCAAUUAAGAACAUCAUUUGUUCAUGAACUAGAUUAUGUCUGGCUGUACAAGCAACACUCAUUAGAAUACAUGCAUAAAGUAUUCCACUUGCGCAUCCGAGCUUCAAUGAUCACAGAAUUCCUAGAUGAAGGAGCUUUCAUUGCCAUAGAUGACGUCAAACUCUACCCUGAAGAAUGUUGGAAGAUAGAAACUACUGCAGUACCAACAGGCACUCCUAAGCCAGAUACUAAGCUUACCUGUGACUUUGAAGAUGACACAGCUUGUGGAUGGAGCACUGGUAACAUCUGGCAGCUUGAAACUGGCUCUCAUGAAGAAGGAACUGAAGAUGGACCUUAUGUUGAUGACACCACAAAAUUGUCCUCAGGUCAUUUCAUGAUAUCUAAGUCAGUGGGUUCCAGACAAACAGGAAGAUUAAUAUCCGAGGUAUUAACAAAGCAGGAUGUUGGAUAUUGCCUCUCUUUCUACUAUUACAUGCAUGGAACAGCUCCACCAUUCCUGAAACUGUACAUUGUGAAAGAUGGUGAGAAACCAACCACAUUGCCUGACUGGGAGCACUUUGAUGAGCUUGGAGAAACAUGGCAGAAAGUCAGCUUAUACAUGAAUCCCAACUAUGAUUUUAAUGUGUAUAUCACAUCUGAGACACAAGAAAGUAAUGAGGAUGUGGGUCAUUCAGCAAUUGAUGACUUUUUAUUGAUCUCUGGGACAUGUCAAGCAGAACCAGGUGGUCUUUGUGACUUUGAGACAAAAGAUCUUUGUGAAUGGACGACUACCAAUGAUAAAGUGAUGUGGGCAUGGGGCAGUGGUAGUCAAACUGCUCCUGAAAAUCAGCCUGCCAUUGAUCAUACUUUUGGGACGGAAUAUGGUCAUUAUGCUUAUUUCAAACAUGCUGAGGAUGACAAUAAAGAUUACAAAGCCCAGCUGACAAGUCCAACUCAUAGCAGUACGGGCAAAAUGUGCUUCUCAUUCUAUUACUAUUUGUUUGGUGUGGGAAAUUGGACAGGAGCCCUAGAUGUCUAUAUUGUUGAUCCUUCUGUUGCCAUUGAGAGUGUAGAUCCCAACAAGAGAAUAGAGGGCAACCAAGGUGAAAAAUGGCAUCUUGCUCGCAUAUCUGUUAAUUUCGAAAAUGACUAUCAUGUUGUCAUGGUUGCAACUGAAGGCAGUGAAGGUGCUACAAGUGUAAUAGCUAUUGAUGAUAUUGUGAUGCUUGACAAGACUUGUCCAUCUGGUGCAACUUGCUCUUUUGAGGACGGAUAUUGCAGCUGGAAAAACAUUAAAGAUGGUGACCUAAUGGAUUGGGUCAUGAAUCAAGGUCACACACCCACAGAUGAAACUGGUCCUAACUAUGAUCACACUCUACAGACAUCUUCAGGCCACUAUGUGUACUUGGAGUCAGAUGAUGGGGAAAAUGGCUACACUGCUAUACUAGAGUCUGCCAACAUAAAAGCAGGAGAUUACUGUUUUGAGUUCUACUAUUACAUGUAUGGAAAAGAUAUUGGAGCGCUGAGUAUUCAGACCAACGGGAAUGGCACUUUUGAGACUAUUUUCACACUGGUCGGUCAUCAAGGGAAUGAGUGGAAAUUGGGUAAAGUGACAACUCACAGUGACACAGACUUUGCUAUUCAAAUUGUAGCUCGUAGAGGAAAUGGAAACAAAGGAGACAUUGCAGUUGAUGACACUUGGACAACAAAGGGGAAGUGCCAUGAUGAUCCAUCAACUUUUAUGUGUUCAGAUGGCAAAGUCAUACCAAUUGAGAAUGUCUGCGAUUUUUCUUUCGACUGCCAAGAUCAGGGUGAUGAAAUGCUUUGUGGAGAUUGUGCUUUCGAGUUAGGGUUAUGUGGAUGGAAUAUCCUGCAUGAAACAAAUUAUGUAUGGACCCGAGGUCGAAAUGUGAGCGACGAGACACAUUCUAAAACUGUAUUUGACCACACAUUUGGCACUGAAAUUGGCUAUUUUGUUUAUGUGACAAGUGUCCCGAGUGAAGAGUCAGGUUUUGCCGUUAUGAAGACUUCUGCCCUUCAUAAUGCUCACAUAGAUUGUGUGAUGCAGUUCUGGUACAUUGAAAACUCUGCACCUAUUAUACAUAUUUUUACUCGACUUAGAAUUAGCAUUGUGAGAAAUGGGGAAGUUAGUCAUUGGUUUUACCUUAUGAGCAAGAGUAAUCAGGAUUGGAAGUAUGCUGAGGUCAGGCUACUAGAUUGGCUUGGGGAAUUUUCGGUGCAGAUUGAAGGCCAAAACCUUGCUUCUCCACCUGAUUUGGCUAUUGAUGACAUCACAUUUGUACAGUGCGCAUUACCAGUUUCUUCUGAUGAUUGCCCAGAAGGAAUGCUACAGUGCACAUCCACAAAAUUAUGCAUCAGCCUUGAAGUGAUAUGCGAUAACACAAAUGACUGUGGAGACAUGACUGAUGAGCAGAAUUGUGACGGUUUUAAUAUAUGCACUCUUGAGGAUGGUGAUGCCUGUGACUGGACACAAGAAGAAGUUGAUGAUGAUUUAGAUUGGAAUGUUCAGCAAAGUCAAACACCAAUUGGAGGACGAACUUACUUGACAGGACCACCUGUGGAUCAUACCACAAGGCUCUCUGAUGGUCACUAUAUGUAUGUCACAAGUCCUACUGCUGGCAGCGAUAUGACUGAAAAUGCUUUGUAUAAGGCAUGGUUUUUGAGUCCUGUUUUAGAGAAUGAAAAAGACAUAUUCCCUUGUCAACUGAGAUUCCAUUAUUAUAUGUAUGGAAGAGAUAUUAGAGAACUUAAUGUGUAUACAAGGGUGGACCUUGAUGGUGAAAAGAUUCUUUCUUUUUCAAGAAAGGGAGAACAAGGACAGUUUUGGGAUCGUGCAGUCAUAUCAGCUGGUUCAAUAACAUCCCCAUUCCAAUUUGUCAUUGAAGGUAUCGUGGGGGAUCUUGCAUUUUCUGAUAUUGCUAUUGAUGAUCUUUCCUUCACAACAACUUGUAUUUACAGUAAUGAGACACUUCCUGGUGGACAUACACCUGCACCACCUUAUAACCCAUGUUCACAGGAUGAAUUCUACUGCCAAGUAAGAGAUGAAUGUAUAUCAGUUUUUAAAAGAUGUGAUUGGAUAGCAGAUUGUUCCAAUGGAGCUGAUGAAGAUGACUGUGGCGCAUGUACUUUUGAGUAUGGCUUGUGUUCUUGGAGUGAUUUCAGUGAGGGUGUCUUUAAAUGGGAGAGAAUACUUGCUGAAGAAAUGAGUAUGUAUGAUCACCCAUCUUAUGAUCAUACUGAAGGGGACUUAUCUCAUGGCCACUUUAUAUAUGUUGUAGGAGCAGAUGGUACAGAUGGAAAAACUGCAUUGCUAAGGAGCCCAGCAUUGCUUCACUCGUCUUCAUAUUACUGUGAAGUACACUUUUGGCUCUAUGUCAGACAACCUACAAAUACAAAUUUAGCACUGUCUUAUAUCAGGAAAUUUGAUGGGAAAAAGAUUUCUUUGUAUAAUAUGACAUACCCAGUACCUCAGGAAGAAUAUUGGUUUGAAAUUCUUGCUUCAGCACCAGCAGUAACAGCUGGAUCUUACUUUAUAUUGGAAGCUACACCAGUGUUUGAUGUACCAAGUGAUUAUGCUUCAUCCAAAACAUGUGUUGCCAUUGAUGAUAUAAGUUACUUUGACUGUAAUCAACGUACACUGGGAUUAGAUUGCAAUUUUGAUGAUGAAGUUGAACACAUAUGUACAUGGCGUCAAGAUGAAAUGGAUCAACAACAGUGGCUAUCUAGUUAUGAUCUCACACCAAGACUUCCUGAUCACACAACAGGACAUGGAUACUACAUCUUCAUUAAUUUUGAUUUUAUUGAAACCCACACGGAAGAUAGAGCACGGCUAAUAAGUACUGUAAUGCCUAAGCCAUUAGGCUCUGACAAUAUCCUUAGUCUUUGGUAUUACUGCUAUGGUGAAAAUGUUGGUGCCUUUAGGAUUAUUCUGAAGGAAGUACACAAGGAAGAAGAAGAACAUCUCUUUGAAAUUAAAGGCUCACAGGAUGAAAGAUGGCUCUACUUUGAAAAAAAACUAGAACUUGAAGAUGAUUUUACUAUUAUUCUCGAAGGAGAGUGGGAUAUCAUAGGUCCUGGAUUGUUGGCUGUUGAUGAUGUAAAGAUGGGAUCAAAACUUCAUGAAAAUUUAUGUGAUUUUGAAAAUGAUUUCUGCCAGUGGCAACAAAGUUCUGAGGACAAUAUUGACUGGAAGAGAGGCUAUGGAGAUGAAGGUCUUGCUGGGCACCCUCUUGUGGAUCAUACAACCCACAGUGGAAGUGGUUAUUAUGCUUAUAUUGAUUCAGAUCAGGGCAAAGAAAUGAAUGGACUCCUUGUGUCACCUGAGUACACAUCGGUUGGUUAUCAGUGCCUUAAGUUUUGGUAUCAUAUGGAUGGAGACAGAGAACUAGGAUCCUUAACAGUGGAGGUAAUUGACUUGACAACCACAUCUAGGAAAGUCCUUUGGGAAACUUCCACGAUAUCCUUUGAAACAUGGAGUGUUGAAAAAGUAAAUGUUCCAAAUUAUGAGAAGUAUACUGUGCAGUUCAAAGUUAAAUCUGGAUCAGGAGAUCAUAGCAAUGCUGCCAUAGAUGAUGUGGAAUUCAUACCAGGAAUUUGUCCACCUGCAAAUGAAUGUACUUUUGAGUAUGAUUACUGUGAAUGGUUUAAUGUCGAUGGAUCUGAUACUUUUGAUUGGAUACGAUCAUCUGGUUCAGAAGGUUCAGGUCCUUCUGUUGACCAUACAAUAGAAAUGGACAGUGGACAUUACUUGAAAGUGAAUCUUGAAAGCAAAAAGAAAGGAGACAGUGCCAGAUUGUAUGGUGCAAGUAUUUCUUCUGACCUAAAGUGUGUUUCAGUGUGGUACUCUAUGCAACACAUUGUCGGUGCUACUCUUAGUAUUGACUAUUUGGGACAAGAACCUACUCCUUUGGUAAAGAUCCAUAACUCAACAUUAGAUUACCUGUGGGAAAAUAUCAAAGUAAUUCCAGGUGAAAUUACUGGGCAGAGGUACAAUGUUAGGAUUAGCAUUGAAGUUGAUGAGGAUAUAGCCACUUCUGAAUAUACUGUUGUAGCUAUUGAUGAUGUGAGUUUCACCACUGACUGUCAGGAGCCAACACUUCCGCCAUUAACAACCAUGCCUCCACCUACUCAUCAUCCUUCCAUAUAUGACUGUGAUUUUGAUAUUAGUGACUAUCCACUUUGUUCUUGGAUUCAAGAUACAAAAGAUGAUUUUGAUUGGAUGCGAUGGAAAGGUCCAACUCCAUCACCAGAAACUGGCCCUAAGAGUGAUCAUACCACAGAAUCAAAAGAAGGCUAUUAUCUCUAUGUUAGUACCACAGGAGCACAUGAAAAGAGGGCGCGUCUCCUCAGCCCAACCAUUUACCCAAGUAUGGAUGGUUAUUGUCUAUCCUUCUGGUACCAUAUGCAUGGUUUCCAAAUUGGGACUUUAGAGGCAAAGUUACUAAAGACCAACAACCAGACAAAAACGCUGUGGCGUAGAGCUCAUGACCAAGGAAAAGAAUGGUUACAGGCUGAAGUUUAUAUAAAAGAUUCAGAAAUGAGUAAAAUGGUCAUAGAAGUUUUUCCAGAUGCUAAUGGAAAGGGAGAUAUUGCAAUUGAUGAUAUUGCUCUUGAUCUGAAACCAUGCUCAGUUGGUACUCUUUGUGACUUUGAGACUGGUAUGUGCAAUUUUGAACAGUCUUUAGAGGUAGAUGCUAAAUGGGAUUUAGUUGAAGCAACUUCAUCUCCAGCAGAAGAACAUAAGCCUCAAGCAGAUCAUUCACUGGAGGCAACUGGUGGUCACUAUCUUCGACAUUCCAGUCCAGGUACAGCUCUCAUCUUUACAGAUCGUAUCCACCCAGAUUACAAGUGUGUUGAAUUCUGGGUGCACUUAGAUGGAAACACCGCGUAUCCACCAGCAGAAUUAAAGGUUUAUGUACGCAGAAAUGGUGAGGUGGACCCAGAGCCAAUACUGGAGAUCACAAGUGCACUGGGCAUUCACUGGAAUAGAUAUAUACUUCCAGUUGGGGAAGAAUCUUAUUACUCAUUAGGAUUUGAGAGCCAUCUUGAUAAUCAGGAUUAUGUAGUAGGCCUUGAUGAUAUUAAUCCAGUAAUAGAGUGUGAGGCUUUUGAUGAGUGUGAUUUUGAAACAGAUUUAUGCAUGUGGCAGAAUACUGUUAAUGAUGAUUUUGAUUGGUCUUUAAUAAGUGCAGCAGAUUUAGAUAACAUUUAUGCUCCAGAAGUAGAUGUCACUUUAGGUGAACCAGUUGGAAGCUUUGCUUAUACAGAUAUAGCCAGUAAUGUUCUUGAACUAGAACGUUAUGCUGUACUCCAGUCAAAUGUAUUAGAGCCAUUGGAACGAUGCCUAAGUUUCUGGUAUCACAUUCAAGGUAAGGAAACUUACUUCCAUAAGCCAUCUAUAAUAGUUAGUAUUAAAAUGCUUGAUCAGGAGACACCAACAAAAUUAUGGUCUCAGAAAAAGUCAAUAUUUGUUGACUGGGUUUAUGACCAAGUGACCAUUGACGCAAAAUCUAAACAUUAUUCUAUCAUGUUCACUGCUGUUAGCGACCAUGGCAAUAGUGGUAUUAUUGCACUGGAUGAUGUUAAAAUACUGAAGGGAAAGUGUGAUAAUUCUACUAUACCAGACUGUGUAAUGACCUGUGAUGGUGGAAAAUGUAUACAUGAGGAUCAAGUUUGUGAUUUUAUACAGAACUGUGACAAUGCACAAGAUGAAAGAUCAUGUGGAUACAAUUGUACAUUUGGGGAUAUCUUUGACCAUGAAAAUUGUCUAUGGGAAAAUCAAAGCAGUGAGGGAGCAGUUUUAGCAUGGCUUGAGCUGGAUGGUAAGGCAAAUGACUCAUAUGUUCCUCCAGUAGAUCAUACAUCUCUAACUCCUGAAGGUUAUUCAAUGGUUGUAUACCCAAUUGACAGGUCGCAAAAUGCUGAUCAAAAGGCAGCAAUUCUUCAAAGUCCAGCCCUCCAUAAUGCUGCAGCUAACUGUCGUAUGUCAUUUUGGUACACUAUGUAUGGCCGAACAAGUAAUGUUUCUUCAUCUGCAAAUAUAGGAUCUUUAAAUAUUAGGUAUAAAGCAGGUGAUAAAACUACUGAUGUAUUUAGUACAAAAGGUAAUCAAGGUGAUGAAUGGAAGCCUGGCAUAACUUACCUAGGGAGAAUAAAACCAGAAUUCCAUCUUCUGUUUGCUGGUAACCGUGAUUUAGAUGUUGAUGGUUAUAUAGCAAUAGAUGACAUCAGAUUUGAAUUUUGCUUCCUUCCAUCUCCCAUGGUAGAUCCAACACAGUGCUCUGAAUUUUUAUGUGCAAACAAGGCAUGUAUAUCUGGAGAAGACUUAUGUGAUUUUGUGGAUGAUUGUGGUGAUUCAUCAGAUGAAAAAGAGGUCUUAGCAAACUGUUCAUAUUACGCUGGGCGCUGCAGUUUUGAAGAUGGCUCAUUUUGUGACUGGACUCAAGGAGAUGAAAUGAAUUGGAAGUUGGGAUCACCUAGUAUAGAGGAUAUCAUACCAUAUAGAGAUCACACACUUAAUACAGUCACAGGAUCUUAUAUUCAUAUUGACAGUGCUGAUUACCAGGUUAAUGCUACAGUAGCUACUUUAUAUAGUCCCAUUGUUACCUGGAAAGAGUCAUCUGGAGAUUUGUGUCUGUUAAGAAUUUUCUAUUAUAUAGAUGGACCAGGUGUUGACAAACUGACAGUCUUAACAAGGGAUAGUAUUGGAGGUCCAAUAACUGAACAUCUAACAAUAUCAGGUGCUGUUGGUCCAUACUGGGAGAAAAGUGAAAUUUUUAUCCCACCAGAUGCUUUCAUUGGCAAACAAGUUCAGUACAUAAUUAAAGGUGAAACCUUGGACUAUGAUGGAAGUGAACGAUCUGUUAUUGCAAUUGAUGAUUUGUCAUUCAAUAUAGGAUGCAUCCGGUCAUUUGAUCCUUUACCAACAGCACAGACAGUAGUUACUACAGCAAAAACACCAUGCCCAGGAUUUGAAUGUGAGAAUGGAGAGUGCAUUCCAUAUGAGUAUGUCUGUAACUUUAUUAGUGAUUGCCAAGAUAAUUCUGAUGAAAAGACAUGUGCAGCUUGCACUUUUGAGGACAACAUGUGUGGCUGGCAGGACAGUAGUGUAGGUGGUUUGUACUGGGUACGUGAUGAACCAAAAGUCCUUGGGCGAGAAGGACAUAUGAUGAUUGUUGAAACUAGAUCUGGUAGCCUUUCAAAUUCAGCUGAAAUGUUUACUGUUGAUCUUGGAAAAACUGGUUCAGGAUGUCUUAUUAAAUUUUAUUAUUAUAAACAAGGUGGAGAAUUUGGAGGUUCAAGCCUUCAUUUAAUUGUAACGACCAACAAAGGCUUCACAGAUACUCGCUGGUAUGUUACUGAUGACAAAGGUCAUAGCUGGUAUGAACAAAUUGCAGGCAUUGGUGAGCUUGAAGCAGGUUGGAAUCUUCAUUUUGAUGCUUAUAAUUAUAUAGAUGACGGCCUAAUGAUGGUUGAUGACAUAGAGUUUAUAAACUGUUCAGUGCCAGAAAUCCACACCUGCACACCAGAUCAGUUACAGUGUACUAAUGGUGCAUGUGCUGAUGUCGAUCAAAUAUGUGAUUAUAAUGAUGACUGUGGUGACAGAACAGAUGAACUGGAAGACCUUUGUAAGAGCUAUCCUGGGAGAUGCAGUUUUGAGGAAGAUUUUUGUCAAUGGAGUGUAGAGAGUAGCAGUGCAGAGUGGUUCCGCAAAAGGGGCAUUGACAUAGCAGAGGAUGUUGGGCCUGAUUAUGAUCACACCUAUUUCAAUGAAACUGGGUAUUACAUGUACUUGAUGAGUGGUAUAGGUGACAGAGGAAAGGUGGGGAGGAUGCAUAGUUCUCCAUUCCAGCGGUCUAGUGGAGAGUGUUCAUUUAGAUUCUGGUACAUGAUGAGAUCUAAUGAAAGUGCUACUCUGACUGUAUAUGUUGAAGAGGCAUCAUCACUAUCAGUUAACUUACUACCGAAAGUUAUUUUCCAAACUCAAGGAACUUUCGAAUAUACAUGGCUAAAAGUCAGCAAGGAAAUCGUAUAUUCAAGACCUUUCAGGAUUUUGAUUGCAGGCACUUUAGGAAUCAAAGGUUCAGGAGGCAUUGCAGUAGAUGAUGUUUCUUUCACCCCUGAAUGUCAACCUAUUAUUCAUUUGCCAACUACAACUCUUGGUCCAGAUGUUUGUCCAGAUGGACAGUAUCGGUGCAAUUCUGGAAUGUGUGUCCCUGAUGAAAAUGUUUGUGAUUUCCGUUACGAUUGUGAUGAUGGAACAGAUGAAUUGAUAUGUCCUUCAUUUUGCAAUUUUGAAUACGAUUCCUGUGGCUGGGGGGAAGUCAGAGAAGAUAAACUGAACUGGGUUGUUGCUAAAGCUAAUGAUAGUUUCUUUGGAACUGAUGUACAUGGACCAUAUGUAGAUCAAACUGAUGACCCAACAGGACAUUUCUUGCUCCUGUUCUUAGAAGGAGAUGAAGGUACAGAAGGACAGGAUGGACAUUCCGUCACACAUUAUUAUCAGAAUGCUGCUCCAGAGUGUCAUUAUAGUUACUGGUACUAUGUGAAUGGAAACCUGGAAUCUGACAUAAUCCUCCGGUUUUACACAAAUGCAUCAGGUUUCACCAAUCUGGACUUCUUUUCAACGGAUAUUGAACAUGAAGAUUUGUGGAAGAAAGGCAUAGUAGGUAUAGGAAGGCAGCAGAGUCCAUUCAUGCUGUCUCUUUAUAAAGAACCUUCUGCUGAAUACCCUGGAGUAUUUGCUUUAGAUGAAACAGAAUUUUUCGACAGUUGCCAUUAUCCAGAACCUACUGAGGGAGACUGCGAUUCAUAUCAGUUCCACUGCCCCGUUACUAAGGUGUGUAUCAGGAAGGAUGAGAUGUGUGAUGGAAAAGAUGAUUGCGGAAAAGAUGACGAUGAGACUCUUGAAAGCUGCUCAAGUUAUAAUUUCAUUACUUUUGAAGAUGAAAAUUGGACAAAAUGGUUCCAGCAAGGUGUGGAUGGCUUGGAUGAUGAUUUUGACUGGACACUUUCAACAGGCUCUGAAAUACCAAGAGGGUCUGGACCAAACUUUGAUCACACCACUUCGAGCAAAGUUGGGCAUUUCAUGUACCUAGAAACCAAGGAGCCAGAACGCAUAAACAGCAAGGCUUGGCUACUGAGCCAUUACAUCAAAGCUGGACCAGAGUGUACUUUGACAUUUUAUUCUCAUAUGUACAAAAAGAAGGAUGCUGCCUUGGCUAUUUAUUAUAAAGUUGAUGACAAAGUCACAUUAGUUUCUGAGACAGUAGAGUCCAUGGGUAAUUUCUGGCUCAAAACAAUGAUAAAUGCAGACAGACUACCUCUCCAUACACCUUUGCAGUUCAUUAUUGAAGGAAGAAUUAAAGAACAAGAACCCGGUGAUGUUGCAAUUGAUGAUUUCGUCUUUUCACCUGACUGCAAACCUACAGCUAAACCUGGUGAUAACUGUACGGAUACCGAGUUCAUGUGCCCUGAUGGAACUUGCUUGUACUUGGAUCAAAAAUGUAAUUUCAUUCCUGAAUGUCCGGAUGGAAGCAUGGCCGAUGAAGCAGGUUGCCCAACAUCUGAAUGCACCUUUGAAGGAUCAGGUCUUUGUAACUGGGAAAUUAAUUCAAAUGAGCAGCUUGCGAAUCCCUCUUCAAAAUUCACGUGGAAAGUGAUGCGCCCCAAGGACCCUCUGAACAAUACCCUACAGAAAGAUUACAUGCCACGAUUUGAUCAUACUCUUCUGGAUGAAACUGGCCAUUUGCUCUUCACUGUUUCUGAUGAAGGAGAGUUUGAGGCAGCAACCAGCUUCUUGACUUCCUUGUUUAUAGGUGAAGCUGGCAUCACUUGUCGUCUAAGGAUGUGGUACUAUAUGGAUGGUCCAGAACCUGGGUCACUUCAUUUGCUACUGAUUUCUUUGACUGGUGAAAUAACUGAGCAGUUUGAAAUAGAGGGGAACCAAGAUAGAGGAUGGCAUGUGGUGGAAAUGCCAUUAGGUCAUCUUCAUAGUCAACAAGUGUCUCUAGAAGUUAGAAGAGGACUCACAUACAGAGGCGCCCUCUCAGUUGAUGACAUCCGCUUUAUGGACUGUGAGCCUCCCAUCCCACCACCUUAUGGUGAAACAUGCAGGGAUGAGGACCUAUUCCAGUGCAGCAGUGGAAAGUGUAUUCCUCAGCCAUUAGUCUGUGAUUAUGCUAAUAACUGCUUUGAUGGGUCUGAUGAAAGUGAUUAUGGGUGCAAAACAUUCGUGCAAAGGUGCAACUUUGAAAGUGCUUGUGAUGAAUGGAUCCAGGAAACAGAUGUGGAUUCUGGUGACUGGGUUCUAUCAAGGGCCUCAUCAGAUAUGACAGGAAUGAAGCCCUUAACGGAUCAUUCUCUUGGAACUAAAGAAGGUCAUUAUCUUUCUUUUGGUGGAGAUCUUGCGGGACAUCAGAUACGAACAGCUCAAUUACGAUCAAAGGUCUUCAGUGGAAAGCCCACCACUCACUGCUCUUUCAGAAUGUGGUACCAGUUACGUGGGAACAACCCCGGAGAUAUCAAUAUUUACAGACGAUUCUCCUAUUACGAUGAUGGCCUACAGCUGAUAGACACCAAUGAUCCAUUACUUGAGGAUAUAUGGCUCAGAAUUGAAUGCAAUGCUCAAAACAUGACAGUCAAUGAUGAUUAUGCGAUUGUUAUAGAGGGUCGGAUAAUGCAAGAGGAUGGUGGAUAUUUGGCUAUUGAUGACUUAUCCAUGACCCCUGGUUGUGAACUGUCUGAUAACCAACACCUUCCAGGUGAGGAUGUUAUUUCCACUCCAGUCCCCAUCUGCCCACCAGGUCAACUGGCUUGUAAUAAUGGAAAAUGUUACACCCCCACAGAAGCCUGCAACUUCCGUGAUGAUUGUGGCGAUGGCACAGAUGAAAUUGGUUGCACCAAGAGCUGCAACUUUGAAACAGAAGGUGAUUUAUGUGGCUGGUUUGAUGACUUGAGCAGUUCUGUUCACUGGCUUAGAAGUGGCUUCCCAGCAGAUCCACCAGGACCAGAUGCAGACCACAAUCAUAAGUCAACGACUCAUGACCUUGUUGCAGCAAAGGAGAAGAGUGAAGGAACAGAAGUUUCAAUACUGGAAAGCAAGACGUUCUCAUCUGUAGGUCAAAAUUGUCACAUCAACUUUUUCUAUUAUCUUGCCACAACAGGAAGUAAUCCUAUUACUCUGAAGCUUAAGAGGAAGGAUAAGUAUGGUCAGAUUGAGGACAUGUUUACUGAUCAUUCAACAAAUAAUCCGGAGUGGAAAACUGUCUUUGUCAAAGUCACUGGAAAACGAGAUUUCAAGUUAUUUUUCCAAGCAGAUUUUGGGGAAGAUGCUGUACAUGUUGCUCUAGAUGAUAUUACUUUCUAUUCAUGCGCACCAGAAACUGAUGAAUGUCAAGAUGAAAUAGAGUUUCAGUGUGACAAUGGUCCGUGCAUUCCCAGGGAAUAUGCCUGCGAUGCCAAGUAUGACUGCUCUGAUCACAGUGAUGAAUACAAGUGCCCUGCAGUAGUGGGCAACUGUAAUUUUGAUUCACCUUCUUGGUUGACCUCAUGUGCCUACUCCCAAGCAACAGAUGAUGAUCUAGAUUGGGGCCAGAGUUUGAGAUCUCCUGACAUUCACACAGGACCCCAACAAGACCACACUCCCGGAUCUGUUGGUCAGUAUGUAUAUGUAGCAAGCAGUGAGAAAGUUCCAGGAUUAAUUGGAGCUUUGGUUAUCAAGCAUGAAUACCCAGCAUCAAAGGGAGUAUGCUUUAUCAGACUUUGGUAUUACAUGCAUACAGAUGCUUUUACUGUGAACGGUGAACUCAACAUUGGCAUCCUCAGGGUAUAUUUGGAAUCAAUAACUGGAGAAAGACAGCUAGUGUUACUUCGAAGUGGUAAUGGACCAGCUUAUUGGCAAGAGGAGGUCAUUCAGGUGGACAUAAACAACAACUUUAAUAUUGUCUUUGAAGCUGAAACAGGGGAUUCUGACAAGACUUACAUAGCACUUGAUGAUGUUUCAUUAACACCGGAAUGUGAAACAGGCAUUGGCCCAUCACCAUCAAAUAGUACCUGUGAGGAAGAUGAAUUUAAAUGUUAUACUGAAGAAUGCAUACCACUUGAUUUUCAAUGUGAUUGUUUCUAUGACUGCAUGGAUGGAUCUGAUGAAAAGAAUUGUCCUGGCACUUGCUCAACUGUUCACACACGCCCAACAACCCCAGGAACCAGCACUACCACAACCAUUCCAGGAACUGGCAGCAGCGCCACAACCAGUCCAGGAACUGGCAGCACCACUACUGAAAAACCUUCAUGCUUGAAAACAGAGUUUGAUUGUAAAGGCGAUGGACUGACUUGCAUACCAGCUCUACUCCUCUGUGAUACUGUUCAAGAUUGUCCUAACAAUGCUGAUGAAAGCGAAUGUCCAGAACAUACUCCAUGUGACCCGGGAUAUUACUUCUGCAAUGAUACUAAACUGGAUCCUCCAUGCAUGGACAAGUCAGAGCUUUGCAAUGGUGCCCAAUUUUGCUUAGCGUAUGAUGCAGACGAAUCAGUGUGUGAUGGCAGUUGUCCCACAAACUACUGCCAAAAUGGUGGCACUUGUAGCUCUUCUGGGGCCAGUGGAAAUCGCCCCUCUUGCAUAUGUCCUUCAGACUAUGCAGGGAACAGAUGUGAAAUAUCUUUAGCACCUCCAUCUGGUGGUGGCUUGGGCGCUGGUGCCAUCACAGGCAUUGUUGUUGCAGUGCUCGCUGUCAUCAUCCUUAUUAUAUUAGGGGUUUCAUACUUUAGAAAAAAGAGACAAGCUGAACCACCAAGAGAUGAGAGCCACUGGGACAACCCAAUGCUUAGACCGUAUGCUGGCCCAGACUUACCAAAACCGGACUCAUAUCCUUUAGAAGACUUGGGGCCAACUGGAGUAGCAAAUCCUGCUUUUGAUGACAAGCCCAUUUCCAGUAUAUAACAAUGUGAAGGAAGUUGUUUAUGGUGUUCAAGGGCUUUGUGUACCCUUUGCAAUAAUUGAAGGAUAGUCAUAAGCAUCUCAUUUUUAACACUAUUUUUAUGUAAAUAUCUGUUCCGUAGAAACACACUCAUAUUUUGUUGUCAUUUGUAUUGAUUUUAGUCUUUUGUAUUGAUUGUAUUAUUGUCACUGCAGUAUAGCAUUUCAAAUGGUCUACAUUAGCACUACUAACAUUGCUCAAAGGAAUUGUGUCAUUUUGCAGACAAAUGUUAGAAAUAUUCAACUGGUUACUGAAUAUGUGUAGCCUAUAUGUAAAUAUCCUUUUAACUGUGUUUUUCAUUGACGCUUAAGUGUAUUAUAGGACUGUAUGGAACUAGUAGUUCUAACUUCGCAUUCAUUUAUGUUUUUAUGUAUGUACUUAGUUUACAGUUUAUAGUGUACAGUUAGUGCAUGUUUAAAUGUUCCAAAAUACAAUAACAUUUCAUGUAAAACCACAAUAAAGUUAUGUUACCAUA
Messenger RNA from Macrobrachium nipponense, 35457 nucleotides. RefSeq lists its product as uncharacterized. The record is from RefSeq and is a predicted model, not a curated record. Gene Ontology annotation, cellular component: membrane. Gene Ontology annotation, molecular function: protein binding. NCBI's taxonomy places the organism in Eukaryota, Metazoa, Arthropoda, Malacostraca, Decapoda, Palaemonidae.